This is a messenger RNA of Beta vulgaris subsp. vulgaris (sugar beet), 2807 nucleotides long. RefSeq names its product phospholipase D alpha 4. Gene Ontology annotation, cellular component: plasma membrane. Gene Ontology annotation, biological process: phosphatidylcholine metabolic process; phospholipid catabolic process. NCBI's taxonomy places the organism in Eukaryota, Viridiplantae, Streptophyta, Magnoliopsida, Caryophyllales, Amaranthaceae. Gene Ontology annotation, molecular function: calcium ion binding; D-type glycerophospholipase activity. The transcript is spliced from 4 exons. Bases 297 to 2567 code for a protein of 756 amino acids. The record is from RefSeq and is a predicted model, not a curated record.
UAAAGGGAAAACCUAUGAUUAGGCAAGAAGGUUGCCUCUAAGACUAGAAUUUCAUAGUUUUAAAAGUUCCAUCAGCAGCCAAGGUUACAAUUGCAUUUCAAGUUUCAACCCCAAAGAGUUGCCUUGCACUUCAACAAUCAUAUUUCAUUAGUUUUUAUAUGGCCAAUGAUAUCAUCUCCCAAGAAGCCACAAUUUAGAAGCUCCAAUUCUCAAUCCCCCUCCCAUUACACCUCUUUCUCUCUCUCCCCCUCUCACAGGCACUUAAUCAUCCGAAGACAGGCUGCUUUUCGAGAUAGAUGGAAGGAAAGAAGUUUCUCCACGGAACAUUGGAGGUCACCAUCUUCCAUGCAACACCAUUUAUACCAUCCUUUCCCAUCAGUUGUUUAUUGGCAACCAGUAGGCCAGCAUAUGUGACGAUCAAGAUAGGCCCACACAAAAUGGCAAAGACAACAAGCGAACGUGACAGAAUUUGGAACCAGACCUUCCAAAUCCUUUGUGCUCAUCCAAUUGAUUCAAUCAUCACAAUCACUGUGAAAACCAAGUGUUCCAUGUUAGGGAAGAUACAAUUUGAUGCAAACCAGCUUGUCAGCCAUGCCAGUCUAAUAAAUGGCUUUUUCCCCUUGCUUACAGUAGAUGGAAAGCCCAAACCAAAAUUAGGGCUCCAAUUCAUCUUAUGGUUCAAGCCAGCAGAUCUGGAGCCCAGCUGGGGUAAGUUGAUUGAUAAUGGUGACUUCAAGGGUCUAAGAAAUGCAACAUUUCCACAAAGAUCAAAUUGUGAUGUAAUACUUUAUCACGACGCACACCAUCUUCCGUCUUUUCAACCACCACUUCCCAUCCAUGCAGUUCCAAAAAAGCUUUGGGAAGAUGUAUAUAAGGCCCUCGAGGAGGCAAAACAUAUAAUUUAUAUUACAGGAUGGUCAUUAAAUCCCAAGAUGGUGCUGGUCCGAGAUCCUCAAACAGAAAUCCCACGAGCAAGAGGAGUGGCAAUUGGUGAAUUGCUCAAACAGAAAGCUGAAGAAGGCGUAGCAGUGAGAAUUAUGCUCUGGAAUGAUGAAACAUCUAUACCACUUAUCAAGAACAAAGGCUUGAUGAGAACUCAUGAUGAAGAUGCCUUGGCGUACUUCAAAAACACCAGAGUAGUAUGCAGAUUAUGCCCAAGAUUGCAUAACAAAUUUCCCACGUUCUUCAGUCACCACCAAAAGACUCUAACUGUAGACACCAGAGUAGAGAACUCCCCAAGCAACAGGGAAAUCAUGAGCUUCAUCGGUGGCGUAGAUCUCUGUGAUGGUCGCUACGAUACUGAACAACACUCCCUCUUUCGAACACUGAACACAGAGCACCAUGCCCAUGAUUUCUAUCAAACAAACAUCACAGGUGCUAGCAUUCAUAGAGGAGGACCAAGAGAGCCAUGGCAUGAUGCACAUGCUUGUAUAACAGGUGAAGCAGCCUGGGACGUUCUUACCAACUUUGAGGAGAGAUGGAUUAAGCAAUGUGAUCCUUCUCUACUAAUUCCAGCCAGCACUGUAGAAAACCUCAAUAAGCCUUCUCCUCCAAGUGUUUCUGACAGAAACUGGAAGGUGCAGGUUUUUCGAUCCAUUGAUCAUUUUUCUGCAAGUCCAUUGUCAAACAAGGUUAGCACUGAGCAAAGUAUCCAUGAAGCUUAUGUAGAGGCAAUCAGGAAAGCAGACAGAUUCAUAUACAUAGAGAAUCAGUACUUUAUUGGCGGGUGCAGCUUAUGGGACAAAGAUCAAAACUCUGGAUGCAUAAAUUUGAUUCCAAUUGAGAUAGCGCUUAAGGUGACAAAUAAAAUCCGGGCACGAGAGAGAUUCUCAGUCUAUGUGGUGAUACCAAUGUGGCCAGAAGGGAUACCAGAGAGUGAAAGUGUACAGGAUAUAUUACACUGGACAUGGGAGACCAUGACAGCAAUGUAUAAAUUAAUAGGGCAAGCAAUAAAAGAGACAGGAGAGAAAGCACAUCCUAGAGAUUACUUGAACUUUUUCUGCCUUGCAAACAGGGAAGAAGAGAGAGAAGGAGAUCUUGUUCCUCCAUUUUCUCCUCAUCAUUCAACAUCUUACUGGUCCGCCCAAACAAAUAGAAGGUUCAUGGUCUAUGUUCACUCCAAGCUGAUGAUAGUGGAUGAUUUAUACAUCUUAACGGGAUCGGCGAACAUAAACCAGAGAUCUAUGGAUGGGGCAAGAGACACAGAGAUUGCAAUAGGAUGUUAUCAAACCAGGACAGAUGAUGAGAAACAAAAAAUAGUUUCAGAAAUUGCUGCAUAUCGAAUGUCUUUAUGGUACGAGCACACAGGAAGACUGGAAAAAGUGUUCGAGGAGCCACAUACCCUGGAAUGUGUGGAUAAAAUACGUUCCAUCGGGGAGCAGAUGUGGGAGAUCUACAGCGGACAUGAGGUUGUGGACAUGGAAGGUGUACAUUUGGUAUCUUAUCCAGUGAGUGUGAGAGAGGAUGGUCGGCUAGAAGAGCUAGCAAGCUGCAGAAACUUUCCCGACACACAAGCUCCAAUUUCUGGAAGGAGGUCGAAGAUUUUGCCAUCAAUUUUCACCACAUGACAUACUGAACAGAUAAUUUUCACCACACCAUACUUCAGCUUUGUUUAUAUAACUAGACAAGCACUACACAGAUCGACCGAUAUCUCAGCCAAUAAAAUAUCAAUAUUGAAUAGAGUAUACAACAAGACAAUUCAAACUACGAUUGUAAUUUGUACUUGAGAAAUCAAAGGUCCUGACAUGAGGAUCUUGGUCCCUUGGGAAAAAAAGGUGUGAGCAAUAAACUAGUUGUCGUCAAAAAAA